AGAGAAAAGAUGAAGAACAAAGAGAGAUAGAGAGAGAGAGAGAGAGGAUGCGAUCCAAUGUUGCUGAUGCCUCGUCGGAAUCAUCACCAUCUUCAUCUUCAUCUUGGGAAGAAGGUCGUUAAUGGCCUUGCAAAUGAGUUGGCAGUGGCAACCGAACCUCCUCCAUCACAAGCGCAAGUCCGGUCCUCCCCUAGGUUUAAAAAACCUGGGCAACUCCUGCUACCUCAACUCCGUCCUCCAGUGCCUCACCUACACCCCUCCCCUCGCCUCUUUCUGCCUCAAUUCCCUCCACUCCUCCUCCUGUGAUUCGGCUUUGGCCGAGAUACGGGAGUGUCCGUUUUGUAUACUAGAGAAGCGAAUUGCCAGAUCUUUGAGUGUUGAUCUAACCCUAGACACCCCUGCCAAGAUGAACAGUUGUUUGAGAAUUUUCGCUGAGCAUUUUCGAUUCGGAAGACAAGAGGACGCUCAUGAAUUCCUCAGAUAUGUUAUUGAUGCUUGCCACAACACCUGUCUCCGCCUCAAGAAGUUGCAGCAGCGGUGGAUGAAGCUCGGCUUUGGCUCCGACUCCGACUCCGGCUCCGGCAAAAUCAGAUCUAGGAUUUUGCAAAAUU
Molecule: messenger RNA, 611 nt
Organism: Camellia sinensis
Lineage: Eukaryota; Viridiplantae; Streptophyta; Magnoliopsida; Ericales; Theaceae
Source: RefSeq, a predicted model, not a curated record